Molecule: messenger RNA, 8782 nt
Organism: Megachile rotundata (alfalfa leafcutting bee)
Lineage: Eukaryota; Metazoa; Arthropoda; Insecta; Hymenoptera; Megachilidae
Biological process (GO): proteolysis
Cellular component (GO): signaling receptor complex; plasma membrane
Molecular function (GO): protein binding; serine-type endopeptidase activity
Source: RefSeq, a predicted model, not a curated record
GAGGACCCAAAGUGUGUUUCCAUCGCGAGGGAAGGCCUCGGGUAGUGUUCGUCUCGUUGGUGUCCGGUUAGUAUUCAGUUUUCCCGCGUUUCUUUCGGUUUCCUUUCAUUUUCCGCGAUUUGUAUAUUCGUAAGAGUGAACAUACGUGAGCACGGGAUAAACAGGGACUUAGUGCAGCCGGUCGGACGAGUAAUCGAGGAUCCUGGAACGAUCUUAUCGUGUGUUUACCAGUGUGCUAAGUGUUAUGGGGAUCUAGGAACGCCGAUGAGGAAUCGAGACGCAUGAGAGUCGAUACCGGGUGAACGUUAUCAGGUGAGGGCGCAGCAGCUUCCGGCGAGGCGAAAGAUGGCGGCCGACGGUAUGGAUAAUCCGGCGUUCAUCGGCGAGGAUGAUUCUACGAACAAGACGAAGCAAGAUGACAAUCAGCAACAGGUAACCUUGGACCAGGAUCGCAAGUCGAUGACGGAGAGCAUCCCUGUAGAAAAUGGCCACCAACGAUCGUUUGUGUCGCAGCAACACGUGGAAGGCGGAAGAACGAGUCCGGAACCUCAUUAUAGGACCGAGACGAAGAUAGAACUACCAGAAAACAAUGCGGAUAGAACCGAAACAAAGAUGAACGGUGUUCAUGGAAACGGGAAUAAUAACGAUGCGAGUUUUCUUAAUAGCAGUGCGACUAGUGUGCAGAGUAAUGAUACCGGAAAAAAAGAGCAAAUUGAGGCAGUAAAUUUGGAACUAGUCUCAAUGAGGCCCUACGCAGGCAAUAAUCUUCAAACGAAGGGUCAAGAAGCUUGCGAAGUUCCAGCUGACCCCUACGAAGAAUAUUUCGUUCCAGUGAAUGAACAUCGAAAGUACAUCAGCAGGGGUCCCGAGGCCGAGGUUGAAACAACCGUGGCUGGAGUACGUUUUGAUUUGGGCCCCGGCGUUGGCCGCGAGGGACUCAGCCUGAGAGACCCUGCUGCCGGACUGGUCGACUAUUCCCACUGGCUGACAGCCCUCAGGGGCGAGAAGCUGUAUGUCACGAAGGAUAAGAGAUCUAGGAGCUCGUAUUGGAGACGGAUGGCGUGCUGGGGAUGCGGAUUGCUGGUACUACUGGUCGCCAUUAUCCUUGCGACUUUGGCUGCAACCGGGGUAAUCUUGACCCAAGAAGCAUCAGAGCCACUAGAGAAUCUGGAGCAGACGAAAUCCCGGCAGUUCGGCGACGUACGAACGGCAGGAAGUCAAGAGUACGUGAAGGACCCACCCCCGAGUCCUCCGCCCGCAACAUCGAGUUUCCCUCCCUGGCCGACAACCGAUGAGACCAUGUACAACUUCUUCGUUCCGAACGCGUUGGAUGGAGUGUUGAUGUUGGACGAGUUCCCCUGGGACCCUGAAUUAAGGAGUAACACGUCGAGAGUGUAUAGAGAGGUCAGCAUGGAGCUGGAGAAGCACCUUAGGGACAUGUUGCAGCCCGCGAGCAACGAGACGAUGAUUAAGGUGUACCGUAUAAUGGAGGACGGCGAGGUGGGAUUCAGAAUAAAUUACCCGCCACGGUCAGUGCCGAAGGAGACGCAGCAGGCGUUCGAGGAGACGUUGCAGAAGACUGGGAACAUGCUUGGACAGUAUCACCUGAGCAGACUCGAAGUGAAGAACCUUUGGGACGAGUGUCAGACGGGGCGGUUGGAAUGUGCCGAAAAUUGCAGAUACAAUUACACUUCAGGUACGUUUGGUUGCUAUUGUGCACCUGGCAAGAUGUUGGACUCCAAUGGGAAGAGCUGCAUCGAGGAGAAUGAUCUGAGCAACGUCGAAAUGGAGGAUGAAACUGCGGAGGUUCACACGGAGGUGGUGCAGGAUGUGGUUCAGCCCAGAAGCAGGGGACACGCGGCGCACGAACCUUGGCCAGACUGGGAUCACAAUACUGAAAAGAUACAUUACGACAGUGCGCAUCCACAUGCAGAUAAUGGAUUCACGGAACCAAAGACACAUGUGGAUCAUGAGCAUGGGGUCGGAGAUGACCCGGCUCACUGGAUGCACGAUCAUUCGAGUCAUUAUACCGUUGAACCGAAGGCGGAACCUACGGCGGAACCAGAACACUCGACUGGGGAGCUGUCUGGUGAACUGGAAUCUACUGGGGCAGAACCUGACAAUGAACCGAAAACUGUAGCUGAACCGGAACCUGCUGCGGAGCCUGCUAGUGAACCGGAACCUGCUGCGGAGCCUGCUAGUGAACCAGAACCUUCGGCUGAACCAGAACCUGUUGGAGUGGAACACUCUAGUGAACCUUCUGCUGAACCAGAACCCUCUGCUGAACCAGAACCACCUGUUGGGGCAGAACACUCUAGUGAACCAGAACCUUCUGCUGAACCAGAACCAUCUGUUGGAGUAGAACACUCUAGUGAACCAGAACCACCUGUUGCAGUAGAACAUUCCAGUGAACCAGAACCACCUGUUGCAGUAGAACAUUCCAGUGGACCAGAGCCACCUGUUGGUGUAGAACAUUCCAAUGAACCCUCCAGUGAACCACAACCUUCUGCUGAACCAGAACCACCUGUUGGUAUAGAACAUUCCAGUGAACCCUCCAGUGAGCCACAACCUUCUGCUGAACCAGAACCUGCUGGAAUAGAGCCCUCCAGUGAGCCAAAACCUUCUGAAUCAGAACCCCCUGCUGAACCAGAGCCUUCUGUUGAGCCAUCAGCUGAGCCAGAGCCUCCUGUUGUAAUAGAACACUCUAACGAGCCUAAGUCAGAACCUCCCACUGAACCAGAACCCUCUGCAGAACCAGAACCUUCUGCAGAGCCAGAGUCUGUUGGAGUAGAAUCCUCUAAUGGACUUCCUGUUGGAGUGGAGUCAUCUAAUGAGCCAAAAUCAGAACCUUCUGCAGAACCAGAGCCUUCUGCUGAACCUGAACCCUCUGCUACGCCAGAGCCUUCUGCUGAACCCGAGCCAGCUGCAGAACCUGAACCUUCUGCUGCACCAGAACCCUCAGCAGAACCUGAACCUUCUGCUGCACUAGAACCCUCAGCAGAACCUGAACCUUCUGCUGCACCAGAACCUUCAGCAGAACCUGAACCUUCUGCUGCGCCAGAACCUUCAGCUGAACCCCCUGCAGAAUCCGUUGAACCCUCAACCGAACCAAAGCCUUCUGAAGCAGAGUCUUCCACUGAACCAAAGCAUUCUACUGAAGCAACUCCCUCUCCAGAACCCGAACCUGCUGUUGAACUAGGAGUCUCCCCAGAACUAGGACCCGUAACUGAUACACAUUCGUCCGUGGAACCUAAAACAAGUACUGAACCAGUUGCUGAGCCUGAACCUACGAGUGAACCCUCCAGUGAACCUAAGCCUGCACAACCUGUUGAAGAACCAUUAGCUGAACCUAAAGCUUUAGACGAAAAGGAAUCUUCAACUGAACCGAUGCCGGCAGAACCCAAACCGGAACCCAAACCUGAGACUGAAACUGUCGCUGAACCUACGCCUUCAAAUGAAGUGUCCUCGACGAAAUCGACAAUGACUGAUUCUGAAGAACUUCCUAGCACUACUAUUAAGCCUGAGGCACCAGGUGAGGUAGAAUCUUCUACUGAACAGGAAUUAAUUGUACCUCCUGUAGAAUCUGGACCUUCUGCUGAAGCAAAGCCUCAAAAUGAAGUGGCACACGAUGUGGAGCACUCUACUGAAUCACAAGAUAUUAUGGAGCCUAAAACAACUGAACAGAUGCCUUCUGCUGAACCUAUGACCACGAACAAGGUGUCCAUUGAAUCAGCUACGGAAUUACCUGCCACAGAAUCACCUGAUCUGAUGAAGGCACCUGAGUCCUCGACUGUGAGGUCUGAAUCUGACAGCACGAAUACGCUUAUACCUAACGUUCCAAGCAUGGAAGCAGACUCUACAACACCAAUGAUGUCCAUAGAAACAACACUGCCAAACGUUGAAAAGCCUGCAGAUGAAGUGGUAAACAAUGACGCACCCUUACCCGUGAUUCCUCUGGUAACAGAAGAGCACAUGUCAGAUCACUCGAAGACGACUGCUGCACCUCCAGCAGAGACAACGAUGAUGAACAACGAAGAGAUGACAACCUCAAAAGAAGAGACGCCAAAACAGGUCACUGAGGCUAACGUACAAAGAGACGAAGAGUAUACAACGAUCAGUGUGAGCAACGAGUCAGAAUCAAACUCGGUAGCUUCCAGUAGCCAACCUGUUAUGCCCGAGGUAGAAUCAACCACAAGUUCUGAUACCACCUUAGAAAAUACAACAGAGAUUAAUUCCGUCUCGGAAGCUGGUAACACGGAAACUAUGUCGCGAGAUUUGGGUCAGAUAUUACCCGAAAUGAACGAAACGAACGUCAUCGAUCACAUGCCGACAACACUCUUCCCUAACUUGCCAAAGAACUUCAGCCACAACAUCGAGCCUCUGAUUGAGCCCAUUAAAAACGACACAGAGGAGCACAUCAUGAUCAUACCGGUAGAACACACCGAAGUCCAGGAUCCACAUUCCAUCAUUCCUGAAUUAAUUCCGGAAAGCAUUCAGCCUACCAACUCAUCCACCUGGGUAUCUGAAAGCACCACUGCCGAGAACAAGGUUCCAUCCUCCACGGAGAAGAUCGACGCAGUUCUGAACCACUCUACGAUCCACCCUGAAGAGAACAUCGUCUCCGGUGAUCCAGGUUACGCUGUGCGUUACGAGGAAAACUUGGACCACUCGACUAAUCAUCCUUUGCACCCUGCAAUCUUCCCUGAGAACACUGUGGAGCACGUUACUGAGAAGUCCGAAGUAGCUUAUGAUAAACAUGUCGAUGACAUGUCACCAUUCCUGCCGGACGUUCAGAGGGAGAAGGAGGUGAAGAAGGCACCCAGGCUGGACAAGGACGAGCAGGAUGUUCCUAACCCCUUCGAAGGACACGUGGAAGACGUAGUUACUUACAAGCCUUUGAUAGAACCCGAAAAAACGAACGAGACUGAACCUAAGGACUCUUUGAACGAUGUUCAUCCGGAGAUUCACUUUAUUGAAACGCCUGGUCAGGAUGUGAACAAGGAUGAGAAGGAUGUGAAGGAGGUGAAGGAUGUGGACAAGGAUGUGAAGGAUGUGGACAAGGAGGUGAAGGAUGUGGGGAAUGAAGUGGGUCGUGGAUUCAAGGGAGACGAUUUGAACGUCCUCGAAAUGAACGACACAGAGUCAGGAAUACAGAAUGGACUGCAUACGUAUGACGUCAAAGAUGACCAAACGAUGAAGAGUGAAGGGUCCGAUUUUGAAGAGGACGAAGAAGCUUUAAAGGUGGUGCCACUAGAGGAAGAGAUGAAAGAUAAGGACAGAACCGUGAAAUACACUGUGGAUAAUUCUGAAGUGACAGAGUCUAGCAAACCUACAGAAGCUGAAGAAGCCAUGAACGCAACUACUUCAGAGAAACCUGAAGAGAACGCCGUGGAGGAUCAGUACAACGACAUAAACGACGACACUCUCUCCAAGUACCAACCUGACAAGCUUCACAAGAAGCUCAAAGACGAGUCCAAUAAGCUGGUCAUUCUGGAUUCCGUAGAAGAGAAGUUGAAAGUGGAUGAUAAGAAGACGAACGACAGCGAAGUUACCACACCUGGAAGUGUCGAUAAGCAUGAAGACGCCAGACUGACUACCGAAAUCCCAGAGAUGCCCAUAGAGAUACAGCAAGACAUGUCCACGACGGAGAAGAUCGAAAGCACAACCGUUGAAGACAGAAAGGAGAACGAUUCGGACCACCAUGAGAUCACAACAGUUCAGGUGCCUACUACUCAGACUCUUUCGAUGGAGAAGACCACUGCUCAGGUGCCGAUACUUCCCGAAGAGCUGCGGACCACCGAGAGCGAUUCUUUGACCACCUCGUCCAUGAGACCUGAAACGAACAUGACUGUGGACGAAGAGAAUUCCUCAGCAAACCAAACUGUGGAACAUGUAGACGUUCAGAACAACCAGACGGAGAACUUGAGAACUGUACAUGUUGCUGAGGUUAGUGAUAUGGGAAAAAUGAACACGAGCGAGACCACACCAUCGACACCUAAUGAAGAGAACAUGAAGAGUAUCGCGGAAACUAUAAUGGCGGAGGCAGCUACCACGGUGAUGACGCAUAGACAAGGUUUAGACGGCACCACCGAGGAUGUCAGGCCAGUCACCGAAAUACUGGAAGACGACACCCAGCCUGUGAGCUUCGAUUUCAGGACGCACCUCAUCACAACAACACCUAGGAUCCUGCUAACUGACCUGGACGUAGGAGAUCUAUCCGAAGAGGACUUAAGAGUGAUCCCACUGGAGAAAACGUUGGACCUAAAAAAGAAGUCGACGGACAAGAAAGUUGUUGAUAAGUACAAGUACAAGAAGGAGAAGGAGCUGAAUCUUGAAGAGGAAGAGAACGUGCUGACAGAAGUCCCAGUCUUCUCCACAGAAACGCCGACUCAAGAUGUACCCGAAGUGAAACCAGUGGAAGAAGACUCCGUACCGAAGCUGAAGAUCACGGAGACUACGUUCAACCGAACGGAGGACGCUGAGAAAGGCAGCACCAAAAGGUACCCCAGCUUCAUACCGGUUUCAGAAGAAAUCAUAGAGCCGGAACCCGUGACAGAACCCUUUGGAGUCAUCCGGAAUUUCUAUUUUCAUCGACAAAGCGACUUCACGACAGAGAACCCGAUGGUCAGUGACGAAGGACAUACAACGAUGGAAGUCAGUGUGGACAACGUAACGGAUCAAACUUCUACAAUCGAAUCAGACUCUUUUCAGGGUGUGAAUCGAAUGAUGAAAGAUGAAGCUGUCGCAUCCUCGCAGGCUAGACCGGAAACGAGUCACAUAGACGUGUCUUUUCUGAAUGUUCCUCAGAACGUUGUUUUCUCUAAGUGCACAGCUGGCCAGUUCCAGUGUAUUAAUGGUACAUCUAGGGACGGUGCUUAUUGCGUGCCUCUGUCGGCUAAAUGUGACUCUGAGAACGAUUGUUCUGAUGGCUCGGAUGAACUGAAUUGCAAGGAGGAAGGAUGUCCUGAGAAUUUCCAGUGUAACAGCGGUCAGUGUCUGAAGAGGGAUUUGGUGUGUAAUAGGAUCGUCGAUUGCGAUGAUGGCAGUGAUGAGAAGAAUUGUGAGGAAUGGAAGUGCCAGUUUGAUGAGUUCAGAUGUCCUAGUGGAAGGUGCAUCCCAGGCAUCUGGCAGUGCAAUGGCCGUCCGGACUGCGAGGACCACCGAGACGAGUACAACUGCGCCGAAAGUUGUGGCAACAACGAGUAUCUUUGUCCAACAGAGAAGUGGUGCAUUCCUCUGACGUGGCACUGCAACGGAAUCAACGAAUGCACCAACGGUGAUGACGAAAAACUCUGCGACUGUGGCAUCGAUCAGUUCAAGUGCCAAGCCGGAGGAUGCAUCCCGGAGCAUCUGGUGUGCGACGGUAUAGAACACUGUCCUGAUCAAUCUGACGAAUGGAGCUGUCUAUCGAUGAACACGGAGAAGAACAUAACAGACGCGAAAGAAAACGACGAAAAUGGCCAGGAAUUAACGGAUAGGACCUCGUUGCUGAAAAUCAGACAAUUUAAUGGAGAGCACCGCCUGGUUUGUUCUGACGGAUGGAGCGAGGAGUUUAGUGAUUCCUAUUGCCAGGCUUUGGGAUUCUCGGGCUCCGAGACGACGGACCUACAAACGUGGGACAAGAGUCAGAAGAUUUUGAGGCUGAAGGCGAAUCCGAACCAUCGUAUGCCGUUGGUCGCGAAUCUGGAACGAGUGGAGUUCUGCGUGUCGGACAAAGUUGUGCAAGUCUCAUGCCAAGAGUUUUCUUGCGGCUCUCACUAUGGAGAGGGUCCUACCGCGAGAUUAGUUGGCGGGACUCCAGCUAGCGAAGGGCAAUGGUCCAGCGUGGCCUUGUUGAAGGAACCGAAACAGGGUGCUGCUUGUACUGCCAGCAUCUUGGGACCUAUGCACGUGAUUGCGAGCUAUUCUUGUACUCACAGGUACAGACAGAGCAACGGAUGGCAACUGUUCACCGAUAAAAACUUACUGAAACCACAUCCAGUCAGAAGCAUCAUUCCAUAUCCUCAAGUGAAGUACAAUCAAUUUUUGUACAACAAUGAUAUGGUAUUGGUAGAGCUUGAGAAGCCUCUGACCUUCUCAAGAAAUGUAAGCGCUGUUUGCCUCCCAAAGGACCCAAUUCAGCCAAGGCAAAUAUGUGUCACGGUGGGAUGGGGAUUCCCUGUGAAUGGGGAGGUGGAUUUGCAGAAGUAUCUGACGUUCUUGCCAGUGCCAACUUAUGAUUCCGAAAAGUGUAAUGCAACGAGUCAUUAUGCUGGAUUUAUCACGAAGAAUAAUAUAUGUGCUGGAUUCACUGAUACGGACAAGGGACCUUGCUAUAAUGAUGAAGGUGCACCCCUAAUGUGCGUGAGUGAAUCUGGUGGAUCAGCCAGAUGGGAAAUUCAAGGUCUACUUAGCCACCAUAGCAGAUGCUCAAGGGGACAUCCAGCCAUUUACUCCAGCGUGGAACCAGCAUUAUCUUGGUUACGAAAUUCCGUGCCUGCUUUGCAAACGCAAAGUUAAAAUGCCAGAAGACAAUUCAAGAGGACAGAUCGACUAUGAAGAUAUACUGAUAUUGAUGUCACAAAUGCGGAAGGUUCAUGGGAGGGAACUGUCAGACUGAAUGUCAAAUGAUCUUGUUGUAAUCAAUGAAACGCAACAAACAGAGAAAAACCAUGUACUUAAUUCAUGUCUGUUUUUGUUUCAACCAGUAUGUUCCUACUUAAAUGCGAAGAAUACUGAAAGGCCAUAAUUUGUUCCGCAUUAGAAAAAGAGGUUCUGCGUUGAGAAACGUAUGUAAAUGAUA